This is a messenger RNA of Harmonia axyridis, 1263 nucleotides long. It is a transcript of the gene CSN7, whose product is annotated as COP9 signalosome complex subunit 7b. Gene Ontology annotation, cellular component: COP9 signalosome. The transcript is spliced from 5 exons. Lineage: Eukaryota; Metazoa; Arthropoda; Insecta; Coleoptera; Coccinellidae. The record is from RefSeq and is a predicted model, not a curated record. Gene Ontology annotation, biological process: COP9 signalosome assembly. The coding region runs from base 130 to 930 and encodes 266 amino acids.
UCAUUAAUGACAACAACGUCGAAAGUGUCAAACUAACAAAAUGCACAAUAUUGACACAGAUAACAGUAGAAAAUAUUCAUUGAAUUAAAACUAAAAGUCGAAUACUAACCAUUUCCAAAUAAUUCAGAAAUGAUUGAUAAAGGAUCUCAUUCAAAUAAUCCAUUAGAACAAUUUGUUUUAUUGGCAAAAUCUGCCAAAGGGGCAGCUUGUAAUGAACUGAUUAAACAAGUUCUGGAAUCUCCUGGAGUUUAUGUAUUUGGAGAAUUGUUAGAUAUGCCGAACAUAACUGAACUUAAGAAUGGUCCCGAAGUGAAAGUAUACAACACACUCAAUUUGUUUGCUUAUGGCACCUACAGUCAUUAUCUUGCAAAUCCCUCAGAUUAUUUAGAACUAACAUCACUUCAAAGAAAAAAACUUCAACAUCUAAGUCUAGUCACAUUAGCUACAAAAUCAAAGUGUUUACCAUAUGAUGUUCUUCUGAAGGAACUGGAUAUGACUAACGUGAGAGACCUGGAGGACUUGAUAAUUGAAGGAAUAUAUGCAGAUAUCAUUCAUGGUAAACUAGACCAAAAAAAUUCCCAAUUUGAAGUUGAUUUUGCUAUUGGCCGUGAUAUUCAAGCAGGGGACAUAAACGUAAUUGUAAACUGCUUGAGGGAUUGGUGCAAUGCAUGUGAAGGAGUUUUGAGUUGUGUGGAGACUCAAAUUCAAAGGGCUAAUGAAGAGAAAAAUAAAAAUAUUCAAAGAAAGUCUGAUAUUGAGCAAGAAAUUGUUAACAUCAAGAAAACAUUGAAGACUCAACUGUCUGAUAGACCAGAUGGAGUGGAUGAUUCAAUGAGCUCAGAUAAUAGAGAUGCAACUGCAACUGAUAAAGGGAAGAAGACGAUGAAAAUCAAAGGUAAACAUGGCAGUAAAUUUUGGCAAAGAUCAUAAAAAUUAUCCCAAAAAGUAUUUGUUUUUCUACUUAUACAGAAAGCUCUCAAAGGUUUGUUAAAUUGUUAUCAUUUGAAAUUCAUAUUGUUAAAACCCUUCCAGUUAUCCUAUGGGCACAGCAAAGUAGGUAGACUAUCAUAGAGCAUCAAUUUCUUUUUUUAAUAGCAGAAUACCUUUUUCUGAAUACUCAAUGCAUUUUACUUCCAGUACUCUGAAUUUGUUCAGAAAUAUUAAAUUGGAAAAAACGGGAAGAUUAAUAUUUUUUCAUCUAUUAGCUAUGCUUAUGAGGAAUAUGUAUAUUGAUUUUGAAUUAUUAAAACAUUUGAGAAAUAA